UUUUAUCUUCUGUCAGAUUUCCGACAUUCGACGGAAUUCAGAAUUCUACAAGCUGGAUAAAUUUUUUUAAUUUUAGUUAUUUUUGUUUAAAAUAAAAUUAACUUACAAUCAUGAGUGGUGAUUUUGAACCUUUGGAACCAAGUUUAAAAAAUAUUAUUGAACAAAGUUCAUUAAAAUGGAUAUUUGUUGGUGGAAAAGGUGGUGUUGGCAAAACAACAUGCAGCUGUAGUUUAGCUGUUCAGCUUUCGAAAGUACGAGAAUCAGUAUUAAUAAUUUCAACUGAUCCAGCACACAACAUUUCAGAUGCAUUCGAUCAGAAAUUCACUAAAGUUCCGACUAAGGUUAAUGGAUUUAACAAUUUGUAUGCAAUGGAAGUUGAUCCAAAUGUUGGUCUCAAUGAGCUUCCUGACGAAUACUUUGAAGGAGAAAAUGAUGCUCUUAAAUUAAGCAAAAGUGUGCUGCAUGAAUUUAUUGGAGCUCUUCCUGGUAUAGAUGAAGCAAUGAGCUAUGCAGAAGUCAUGAAGUUGGUAAAAGCAAUGAAUUUCUCGGCUGUUAUUUUUGAUACUGCUCCAACAGGACACACUUUGAGAUUGCUUUCAUUUCCACAGGUCGUUGAAAAAGGACUAGGAAAACUUAUGCGAUUAAAAUUAAAAAUUGCUCCAUUUAUUUCUCAAUUUGGAUCGCUUCUUGGCUUACAAGAUUUCAGUGCUGAUGCUUUGACAGUAAAACUAGAUGAAAUGCUUACCAUAAUAAGACAAGUUAACGAUCAGUUUAGGGAUCCAGAUCAAACUACAUUUGUUUGCGUUUGCAUUGCCGAAUUUCUUUCUUUAUAUGAAACUGAAAGGCUUGUACAAGAGCUUACAAAAUGUGGAAUCGAUACUCAUAAUAUAAUUGUCAAUCAAUUGUUGUUUAAAAAAACAGAUCAACAACCAUGUUCGAUGUGUGCUUCCAGAUAUAAGAUUCAAGAAAAAUACUUAGAUCAGAUAGCUGAUUUAUAUGAGGACUUCCAUGUUGUGAAAUUACCGCUUUUGGAAAAAGAAGUACGAGGUGGAGAUAAUAUAAAAAAGUUUUCUGAAAAUCUUAUUCAGCCUUAUAGUCCUAACUGAUGCUAAUUGUGAUUACUUGGUGUUAGAAAUAAAUUCCAUUUUAAUUUUUCUAUGCUUUAAUUAUUAAACAACUAUUGCAAUAUAUCACCAAGCAAUUAUAAUACAUAAUAAAAAUUUAAAAAAAAAACAAUCUUAUGUACGUAAAAAUAUUCAUGUUUAUAGAUUGCAAUUAUAAUAUUUAACAUAGUUAACACAAGUUAACAAUUAUAACAUUAUAUGAUUAAAAAAAAUUUCUUAAUCGGUCAGUCAAUAAGAACAAAAAAGAAUA
Molecule: messenger RNA, 1374 nt
Organism: Episyrphus balteatus (marmalade hoverfly)
Lineage: Eukaryota; Metazoa; Arthropoda; Insecta; Diptera; Syrphidae
Product: ATPase ASNA1 homolog
Exons: 7
Coding region: 111-1106 (331 amino acids)
Biological process (GO): post-translational protein targeting to endoplasmic reticulum membrane
Cellular component (GO): GET complex
Molecular function (GO): ATP binding; ATP hydrolysis activity
Source: RefSeq, a predicted model, not a curated record